AUGUAAUAAGUUAACGCUGUAAAGUAGCAAAAAUAAGUAUCUGUGUUUUAAUAACCUUAAAAAGGUAAACAAACCUAAAAAAAGAAUAAAUAGGAUACAUAAGGUGAUAUUAAACAAGAGCAAUUAGAUUAAAACAAAUCAAAAUAAUAGUAAGCUUCUAUUGUGUUGGAUAAAAAUAAACCUGAAUCAUAAUUCUCUAAAGGAACUUAAAUAAUGAAGGAAAGUUUAAAGUCAUCCCAAAAAUCACAAACUCUGAGAAGUGAUAAAAAGAGAUUUACAUAAAAUAGAACAUCUCAAAAUAAUUAGACUCUAAUUUUACUAUAGGAAAAUCAAAUUAAUGAGAAACCAGCUAAAGAUGAAGAAUCAGUAUCAGAACAAUAUAAUACAUAUAAUGUAGAAUAAGAGCAUUCAAUGAUUAUUUUAAAUGAAGCAUUAACAAGAUAAGCAUCAAAAAAAGCAUUUGAGCAAUUAUUAAAAGAAAAUGAGUCAUAUAGAUUAGAUGCAUCUAAUUUUGGAGAUUUUGUUGAUGAGGGUUAACAUAAUAAUAAAUAAUAAUAAUAAUAAAGAGAAGAAUAAGAAAUUUAAAAUGAACAUAAAAAAAAUAAUCAAAUAAUUAUUACAGAAGAAAGUGAUAAUUAAGAAGAAGAUGAAGAGGAUAUUGAAAUGCUAUAUGAAAAUCUAGCUCAUGAAGAAAGUUAAAAUUAUAAUAUAGAAUUGAAAGUAAAUCAUAAUUUUAAAUGGUUAUUUAUGGAAAUAAAAUACUACUAAGAUAAUAACAAAUUACUUUAUAUUAGAAAAAUAUUGUUUUUGCUUAUUGUUGGUUUUGAGAUUUGUUGUUAUCAUUUAUUAUAAUGGACAGCUUUUGAUCUAUAUGAAAUGUUUCUGACAUUAACAAAUAUUAUUUUGUACCUUAAUAGAUAAUCUAAUAAAUAAAUAUAAUAAUAUUAAUAUGUAUUAUGUGCACUUUAUUUUAUUGAUUCAUUAAUUCAUUUAGCUGGUUAAGGAUUUAAGAAAUAUAUUUCCUCAUUUUGGAAUAUCUAUGACUUUUUAAUUUUAAUAUUAUAUUUUCUAUUCCUUAUAGAAAAUGAAUAUAUACCAUUUGAUGUAUCAACUUUUCGAUUGAUUCGUAUUCCAUUUUAUGUAAGUAAGAUUAGUAAUACUUUAAACAUUAUGCUUAUGUCAAUUUAAGAAGCUGUAAAGUAGAUAGUUGAAAAUAUCUUAAUACUUAUAUUAUUUACAAUUCUCAUUGCCUUGAUAAUGUUAUAUGCAUUUAAUGGAGUUAUUAGAUAUCGUUGUAUGAAUGAAGAAUUAGGUAUUUUUUCUUUAGAGAAGUUUGAAGAAGAUGUAUGUGGUUAUGUUGAAUGUGAAUAUGGUUAUGUUUGUGCUCGACAAUUAAGUAAUUUAGAUACACCAACCCAUUUUGAUGAUAUUAUUUUCUCUUAUUUUUAAACUAUCAGAACUAGUGUUGUAAAUGAUUGGACUAUAUCUAUGUAUGUAUUAAUGAAAUAGUUUAAUCCUCUAGUAUGUAUCUUAUAUAUCUUUAUCAUUUUUGCAAUUAAUAAGUUUUAUUUUCAAUUAUUGAUUGCUGUAUUAAAAGUCAGUUAUCACAAAACUUAAGAAUAUUAUGUUAAAAAUCCAAUCAAACCUGAGUUUUAUGAAGAUUAAAUUAGUGUAAAUCUAUACAAAUUAAAGACUAUAGGGAUGUGGUAGUAUUACUAAACAUCCUAUAAAAAUUAUUUAAAAGGGAAAUGUGGUAGAUUAAAUAGUAAAUCCUUCUCAAAUAAUUCUUAAGGUGAACCUAAUACAAAAGGAUAAAAAUAUAUAUUUCCAGAAAUUGUUAAUUAAGAAUAAACAAAAUUGUUAUCAGCUAGAUAAAAAAAUGAAAUGAUAAAUGAAAGACAAUUAAUUUAAAAAUAAUAUACAUUUUCUAGUUGGAUAAUUUUCAUCCUAUUUCCAGAUCAUAAACUUUAAAAUCAAAUGAAAAAUCUAAUUUAGGCAAAUGAAUUUUACUUUAAUGAACCUCAACUCUAUUAUACUUUCUUAAGUAUUGAUUAUCUCAGUCUGAAUAAGUAAAUAAUAAAAGGAUCCCCUAAUUAAUUUAAUUCUAUUCAAGAUUUGUAAAUAUCUAUUGUCUAAUCAAAAUUACCUACUCAUAAUAAAAUUAAAAGAUCUUCUAAAAUACAUAUACAUUAAAAUUAUGUAAUGGAUACAAAAAAAUAGUAAACAAAAGAUAAUUCAAAAAAAGAGAAACAUAUAUUUCCAAUUAGAAAAUCAAAUUUCUAAAAAAAUUAUGGAUAAAUUGUAUAAAUUAAUGAAGAGAAUAAUAUAUCAGUAAGAGAUUUAAGUGAUGAUGAAAUGAAUUCUAAUUUUGAUCAUUCUAGAUUUGAGAAAUAAUAUCAAUAAGAUAUUCCAUAAAAUAAAAAUUAAAAGAAUUUAUAAUAGUUUUAUACCUAAAGAUUUCAAUAGAGUACCUAAGUUAGUAAAUCUAUACCUUAAUUAUCAAAAUUCAUUUUUAUUGAUGGAAUAUAAUUGCCAUAUUAAUAUAUAGAAAAGAUUAUAAAUGCAGAAAUGAAAAUAGAAAUUUAAGAAAUUAAAAAUUAUGAAGAAAAAUAUUAAAUUAAAAUAUCCUAAAUAAGUGAAGAUGUUUAUAUAUAAAAAUGGUCAGGAAAUGAUCUAAUUAAAAAUUAUAAAGCUGAUUCUGUUAUAAAUUUUAUAAAUAGAGGAUGGAAUUAUUAUUUUGCAAAAGGAUUAAUGUUUUAUUUUGAAUAUAUUAAAUUUUGGUUAGGAAUAUUUAUUACUCAGUAAAUUGUUAUAGUAAUAAUUGAUAGUUUUGUAUGUAUUGAUACAUUACUAAUAGCAUUUUCAGAUUAUUAUGAUUCAUCCAUUUCAGAUUUCUUUGAUUUAUCAGUAAAUAUUUUAUUGGUUUUAGAGAUGCUAAUUAAAUCAAUAUGUAUAAAGGGAUAUUUAUAUAAAAUUAGUAAUAUUUUAGGAUGUUUAGUAAUUACAAUUUCAGCUAUUGAAAGAAUUUUGACUCUUACAAUCUAUUAAGAUGAAGAAGUUUUAAUUGAAAGUUUCACUUAUAUUAGAAUUUUAAAAUCAUUAUUCUUUUUUAGAGUUAUUAAAUAUAAUACAUUUGCUUAAAAUAUGAUGAUGAUUUCAUAUUAAACAUUCCCUAAUUAUGCUGUUAUGACAUUAUUAUUAUUCUUUUUAAUAUUAAAUUAUGCUGUAUUUUCAUUGUAGAUUUUCAAUUUUCCAAAUAGUGGUGAAUUGGCAUUAUUUCAUUAUUUUGGAAAUAUUUAUUAAUCUUGGAUUGCUGUAUAUGAUAUAUCAACAAGUGAUGAUUGGUAUGGAGUAGUUAUUUUGAGUACAACAUAUAGUGCUUCAUAUAUAGCAUUUCUAUUUUGUAUUUCUUUAGUAUUUAUAGUCAAUUAUUUUGGAUUUGGUUUAGCUUUUGUAAUAAUUUUAGAUGGAUUUGCUAGUUAUUUAGAAAAUGUUGAGGAAAUUGAAGAAGAAAAAAUAGAUUAAUAAGAUAAUAAUUAAACUAAUAAUUCAAUUAAAAUUAAAAAAGAUUUUACUCUAAAUAACAUUUUGUCUUCAUUAAUAUAACCAGAAGAGAAUGAAAAAUUCAAAAAUAUAAAAAAUUCAUAUUCAUUAUAUCUUAUAUCCAAAAAAAAUAGAUUUAGAAAAUUAUGUUUUACAAUUACUGAAAAUUAAGUAUUUUAAUUAUUGAUGAUUAUAAUAUUAUGGGGUAGUUUAAUAAAUUUAAUAGUAAUUACUUAUACUGAUUAAUAUAGACAUGAAGAAUGGAAUAUUUGUGAAAUAAUUAAAUUGAUUUGUAAUUUAAUUAUACUAAUUGAUGGAAUAUUGUAAAUUAUAACAUAUGGUUUAUUAUCAGAUGAUGGUUAUUUUAAAAGUAUAUGGGUAUUUAUUGAUUUUGUUUAUGUUAUAUGUUAUUUUAUACAUUUAACAACUUAUCAUGAAGCAUUAGAAUGGAUCCUCUUUUUAGGUUAUUUAAGACCAUUAAAAGUCACAUCAACAUAUGGUUUUUUUAUAAAUGAAAGAGGAGCUAUAAUGAAAUCAUUGGGAGAUAUAAUUUCUAUAUUUUAUGUUGUAUUAUUAUUUUGGUUUAUAUUUGCAAUAUUUGGUAUGACAAUAUAUAGGGGGAAAAUGGGUUAUUGUGGUGAGGCUACAAAUUAUGGAAUUAGUAAAGAAGAAUGUGAAGAGGAAAAGGAGGAAUGGAUUGUUUAUUAAUAUAAUUUCGAUAAUAUAUUGGAGGCUAUGUAAUCAUUAUAUGUAUUAUCAACAUUUGAUCUAUGGGCUUAAACUUUAUUUAUUUGUAUAAAUAGUGCCCCUGAAACUACUGGACCAAUAAGAUUCAAUAAUGAAUGGAUAUCUUAUUUAUUUUUUUUUUCAUUUACUUUUGUAGGUACAUUAUUUUUCCUUUAAUUUUUUGCUGGAGUAAUAUUUGUAAAUUUUUAAUAAAAUAAAUCAUAAUUACUUAAUCCAGAUUUAACUUUAGAUUAAGAAUUAUUUAUGAAAUUAUCUGAUAUAAUAAUGUAAGAUACACCAAAUUAUUCAAAACCUCCUAAAAAAGGUUUAAGAUUGAGAGCAAAGAAAUUAUUAGAUAAUAGAUACUAUAUAUUUAUCACUAAAUACAGUUUGUUAUUAAAUUUAUGUAAUUUAAAAUUAAUAUAUUUUUAGUAAUUCUUAUGUUAUUAUAUGAAUCUGCAAGUAAUCAUUAUUUGAAUAUACUGAAUGGAUUCCAUCACUUUUUUAGUUUUAUCUUAAUAAUAGAUUGUAUAGUAAAAUUGUUUUCAUAUCACAUAAAAAGAUAUUUUGAUGAUAUUUGGAGAUAAAUGUAACUAAUAUUUGUGAUUUGUGCAAUUAUAGAUUUUUGGUUGGAUAUUGAAAUUGGUUUAUUUAUUAGAUAUGUAAGAGCAAGUAGAGAUGAUCCAUAUUUUGUAUGGCUUAGAUUAUUUAUACUUCAUAGAUGUUUACGAAUGACUUUGAAUAUACAACAAUUUACAAGAAUAAGAAAAUUAUUGAAUGUAAUAUAUUUUAAUAAGAUGGCCUUAUUAAGAAUUUUAGGUUUAUUUGUAACAGUAUUAUCAUGUUAUUCUUAUAUUGGUUGUGAAUUAUUUUAAAAUAUAGAGACAGGAUUUAUGAUGAAUGAUUAAUAAAAUUUCACAAAUUUUUUCUUUGGAUUAAUAGUUACAUUUAAAUGUACUAUAGAAAAUGGAUGGAGAUUUAUAUAUUAAGAUACAUUAUAACAUAUGAAAGAACAUCAUGAACCUUGGAUUAUAGCUUAAAUUUAUUAUUAUAGUUUAAUAUUUGUGGGAGCAAGAGUUUUACUUAAUUUAAUAGUUUGUGAACUUGUUUAAGAAUUUGAAAAGUUUUAUGAUACUAGUAGUAGUUGUGUAGAAACUUAUGUUGAAACUAUAGAUAAAUUUAGAAAUUUAUGGUGUAAAUAUUCUGAAGAAUUUUAAGGAACUAAAAUUUAAACUAAAUAUUUAGCUCAUUUUCUACUUGAAUUAGGAGAACCAUUAGGAGCAUAAAAAGGAGAUAAUAUUUGGGAUGCUGCAAAACAUGCUUCAGAAUUUGAAUUGAAAAAAGAUUUUGAUGGAUGUCUUACAUUUAGGAAUCUACUUUAUGAAGUAUUUAAAGCAACAUUUAAGAAAAGUAUUUUCAAAAUAAGUACUAAAGCUGGAAAAUAAAUAAUGAAAAACAAUGAUAAAAAAAUUAAAUAUCGACUUUAUAAUUAAAGAAACUCUCAUUAUAGAAGAGAAGUAUGUAGUUAAAUUGUAGAUUUAUAAAGCAAUUUUAAUAUUCUAUAAGAGUAUUUAUAUUUAUAUAUGGCAAUAAAAGCAUGGAAAGCUUUUUCAGAACAUUUUUUCAAGGCAGCAGAAUAAAUAAGAAAUACUAUUGAAUAUACAGAAAGUGAUGUUAAUGUUGAAAUAUAGAAAUUCAGUUAGAUUUUUUGUUAAGGAUAAGAUGGUGAUAUUUAUAAUGAAUAAGAUUAAGAUGAUAAUGAAUAAGUUUUAUAAUAUAAUCCUGUUAUCAGAUAAAAAAAAAGAAGACCAUCUGCUGAACAUUUAAGAAGACCCACUGAUGUUUAUAUAUUACCAUAUUAUGAUGAAUAAAGAUGUAUUGAUAAAAGAGCUUUUGAUAUUGACGUAAAAAAUGAUAAUUCUAAAUAUUUACUGAAACCUACUGAUUAAAAAUAAUAAAAUAAAUUAAAAUCUAUCUCUGUAAUUAAGAAAAAAGAAUAAUUAAUAAAAUAUAAUGAAUAUAAUAAAAGAAGAGAUGCUAUUGAUAAAUAAAUUUAAUCAAGAAAUAAAUAUUUAUAUGGAUAUCAUGAUAAAAUGAUUUUAAGAUAACCUAUUGAUGAUAAAUAAAUCAUGUCACGUUUAGAUCCAAUGAAAGUGCCUAGUAAUUAUAAUAUAAUGAAAAUUGGUUCAAGAUUAAAAUGA
This is a messenger RNA of Paramecium primaurelia, 6470 nucleotides long. The record is from the annotation of a GenBank genome assembly. Lineage: Eukaryota; Ciliophora; Oligohymenophorea; Peniculida; Parameciidae.